AACUAAAAAAUUCUGGUCUCAAAAACUACCAUAAUUUGUUGUAACUAUACAUGUAAUUCAAGUAGAAAUCCACUUAGAAGAAGGAAAGUUGAUAUUUGUGAAUAAAUUGAUCGUUAGAUCAUUAGUGAUUCCAUAUAGAGUUGAAAAUUUUCAUAAGCAUUCAAACAUGCAUUUAUUUAAACACCAUAAAAUUAAAGAAUUUCUUAAUGCACCAUAUAUGUUUACUUACGCACCAUAUGUAAAUAUUGAAAUACCGUUCAGAUUUUGAAGAUGCAUCUCCGAACGCAUCAUGCACCAACGUUAUGGUGCACCAAAUGAGUGCCACCAUAGAUGAAUAUUAAUUUUUUUUUAAGAUGCAUCUCUGGAUAUUUUUAACAAAUAUAAUGAUAGUUGAUCAACUUAGUGGACAUUUCGGAGAUGUAUCUUCGAAAAUUUGAGUUGACAUUUUUAAAUUUGCUGUCAUCUUUGCAUGUCAGAUAUUUUUGGAGAUGCAUCUUCAGAAUAAUUGGAUAAAACACAGAGUUGCAUGAUCAUACAACCAUACUUGUUUUUCACUCAAAACCCUCACAAAAAACCCUUUCAUUCUCAAUCCACAUUUUCACUCAAAUUCUUCAAUCUUGUGUUUCAUCACAUCAAAGGGAGCAAAAGAAAUUGGAAUUCCAGAGAUAUAUUUCUGGAACAAGUAUGAACUCAUCCUGAGAUGCAUUUCUGGUAUGCGUUUGUGUUUAUUUUUUCAGUCUUGUUUACAACAUUAGCACUUAUUUACUGUUAUGUGGUAAUUGUUUUCAUUAGAUAUGAUGCACCAAAAUGUUUUCCCCAAAAAAGUUGUGUCUCUCAUUGUCAAAGGUGUUGUUGUGAAUGCGGUAGAUGCUGACAACCAAUUUAAAAAUGAGCAGGAUUUUGAAUUUCAUGAUCACAUGCUUCAAUGGAUUCGUUUGGAAGCCUCCAAACUGAGAUUUGGUGUGGUUAUCAGAAGGUCUGGUAAUGGUUCGAAUAAAAGCUGUACUUUUGUGAUAAUGUCGUGCGAAAGAAGUGGGAAAUAUAUACCUCCUCUCCGAAAUUUUAAACGCAACGACAUCGAUUCAAGAAAAUGUGAGUGUCCCUUUAAGGUGUGUGGUUAUAUGUUAGCAAACAAUAAAUGGAGAUUUAAUGUCAUAUGUGGUUUACAUAACCAUGACUUGUAUGAAAAGUUAGCCGACCAUCCAAUUGCGUGUUGUCUCAUGCCUGAAGAGAAAAAAUGUGUUACUGACAUAAUAUUGAAUUUGAUUCAAUCGAAAAAUAUACUCUCAGCUUUGCAACGUAAUAGACCAGAAAAUAUCUCAAAUAUCAAGCAAGUCUACAAUAUUCGGUAUCAAACCAACAAGGCACUGAGGGAGGAUAAAAUUGAAAUGCAACAACUCUUGAAACUAUUGGAUGCUAACAAUUAUGUGUGUAGGUACCGAACGUGCGAUGAUGGAGUUACCGUUAGAGAUAUAUUUUGGACUCAUCCUGAUUCUAUCAAGUUGUUCAACACGUUUUCUACUGUGCUCAUACUUAAUUCAACGUUUAAGACCAACAAGUAUAGACUUCCAUUAUUGGAGAUGAUUGGUGUUACCUCUUAUGAGAAGACAUAUUCUGUCGGGUUUACAUUUCUAGAGAGUGAAAAAGAGGAUAAUGCUACUCUGGUCUUACAGGUGUGUCGGACAAUAUUGAAGGACAAAAAAAAGAUACAUAAAAUGAUUGUUACCAACCGCGAUACCGUCUUGAUAAAUUCGAUUGCAAAGGUAUUCCCUACUUCUUAUGCAUUCGUCAAACAAUGAUAAAAAAAUGUGUACCCUGAUAGAUCAUUCUUAAACUCAAAAUUUAGCAAUUUAUAAGUUACUUGGGAUAAUAAUUUGGAUUCAAGGAAAAUA
This is a messenger RNA of Lathyrus oleraceus (garden pea), 1892 nucleotides long. RefSeq names its product protein FAR1-RELATED SEQUENCE 5. Gene Ontology annotation, biological process: positive regulation of transcription by RNA polymerase II; cellular response to iron ion starvation. Gene Ontology annotation, molecular function: DNA-binding transcription factor activity, RNA polymerase II-specific. The transcript has 2 exons. NCBI's taxonomy places the organism in Eukaryota, Viridiplantae, Streptophyta, Magnoliopsida, Fabales, Fabaceae. The record is from RefSeq and is a predicted model, not a curated record. Bases 795 to 1799 code for a protein of 334 amino acids.